UAUCUGUGAACAAGAAACAAAAUAAUGACAUCUUAUAACAAUGACAAUAUUAGGAAGCUUGAAGAGCUAACUACGACAUUUCUGGUGGUGGGUGGUGGAAUCGCUGGGGUUACAUGUGCCGAAACACUUGCACUUUACCAUCCAGAGGAGAGUAUUAUUUUGCUGACGGAAUCUAACAUUAUCAAAACGAUAGCAAAUUUAGAACCAGUGGCAAGAUAUCUUUACAAGUUUGAUGUAAAAGAACAUAGCUUGAAAGAAGACAACUCAGACUCAACUAAGCUUGCUCCAGCUAUUGUUACUAUUGUUGACCGCCUUAAGAAUAUAGACGCCUUAAAGCACUGCGCUCACACUAAUAAUGGCCAAAUCAUUUGCUACAAAUUUAUUUGUCUUUGUACAGGAGCUCAACCAAAUUUAAUUCUUAGUAACAAUUCUCGUGUAAUUGGAAUUCGAGAUACCGAUUCGGUUUUAACUUUACAACGAAGAUUGAAAAAUGCAAAAAGUGUAGUACUACUUGGUAACGGAGGCAUAGCCAGUGAACUUGCUUACGAGCUGCGCGGAGUUGAAGUUCAUUGGGUAGUCAAAGAUAGUCAUAUUGCAUCAACAUUUGUAGAUCCUGGAGCUGCACAUUUUUUUCAAGAAUCCAUACGGCUUAAAAAACUAAACAAAGAUGAAACUUGUAAAGAAAUAUCUCAAUCGACUACCGUUAUUAAACGUUUAAGAUACGCUGAGGAUCUUCCGGAGGAAUUAAAUGAAAAGUUACAUGAACAUGGUGCUGCUCUAGGUCCAGAUUGGCAUAGAAACUUCAAUUUGAGAGCUGAUACGGAUGGUAAUAUAGAUACGCUGAUCAUACACUACAAAUCACAUGUUAAGCAAAUAAAAGAGGAAAAUGACAUGUUAAUUGUAUCACUUUCGAAUGGUGACCCCAUUAAAUGUGAUUUUCUUGUAUCUGCAACGGGGGUUGAACCAAAUCAUAAUUAUACGUGUUCUUUGCCUAUUUCCCUGGCAGCGGAUGGAGGAAUUGCUGUUAAUGAGAUGAUGGAAACUAAUGUUAAAAACAUAUAUGCAGCUGGCGAUGUAUGCACAAGUUCUUGGGAUCCUGCCCAACACUGGUUCCAAAUGAGAUUGUGGACACAAGCAAGGCAAAUGGGUUGUAUGGCAGGCCGCAGUAUGGGCGCUAAACUUAAAAAUGAGCUAAUUUACCAAGACUUCUGCUUUGAACUUUUUGGUCAUGUAACGCAACUAUUUGGAUUUCCCGUUGUACUUCUUGGUAGAUAUAACGGCCAGGGCUUAGGAACCGAUUAUGAGUUAUUGUUGCGCAGUACCCCCGAAAAAGAGUAUAUCAAAUUUGUGCUUCAAAGAGGCCGUUUGCGUGGUGCAAUUCUGAUUGGAAACACUGAACUUGCAGAAACAUGCGAAAAUUUAAUUUUAAACGCCAUUGAUCUUACACCAUACGGAGAUGAUAUUCUUAAUCCAGAUAUUGAUAUCGAGGAUUACUUCGAUUAAAAAGUCAAUCACAUUUAUAUAUUUUGUUUCUAUUCACACAAAUUGAAAUACAUAAAAAAUAUAUCAUUCAUUUUAUUU
Messenger RNA from Ceratitis capitata (Mediterranean fruit fly), 1581 nucleotides. RefSeq names its product pyridine nucleotide-disulfide oxidoreductase domain-containing protein 1 (gene Pyroxd1). Lineage: Eukaryota; Metazoa; Arthropoda; Insecta; Diptera; Tephritidae. The coding region runs from base 25 to 1503 and encodes 492 amino acids. The record is from RefSeq and is a predicted model, not a curated record. Gene Ontology annotation, molecular function: oxidoreductase activity; flavin adenine dinucleotide binding. The transcript has a single exon.